This is a messenger RNA of Propithecus coquereli (Coquerel's sifaka), 823 nucleotides long. It is a transcript of the gene ANAPC10, whose product is annotated as anaphase promoting complex subunit 10. Gene Ontology annotation, cellular component: anaphase-promoting complex. Gene Ontology annotation, biological process: protein K11-linked ubiquitination; anaphase-promoting complex-dependent catabolic process. Bases 54 to 611 code for a protein of 185 amino acids. The transcript is spliced from 5 exons. The record is from RefSeq and is a predicted model, not a curated record. NCBI's taxonomy places the organism in Eukaryota, Metazoa, Chordata, Mammalia, Primates, Indriidae.
AACUGCUGGAGGUCUUGAGAACCUGAGUUGCGGCCAGCCGGAAUAUUUAAAAAAUGACCACUCCAAACAAAACACCUCCUGGUGCUGACCCAAAGCAGUUGGAAAGGACUGGAACAGUACGGGAAAUUGGGUCACAAGCUGUUUGGUCACUUUCAUCUUGCAAACCAGGAUUUGGAGUGGAUCAAUUACGAGAUGACAAUCUAGAAACUUAUUGGCAAUCAGAUGGCUCCCAGCCUCAUUUAGUGAACAUUCAAUUCAGAAGAAAAACAACAGUGAAGACAUUAUGUAUUUAUGCAGACUAUAAAUCUGAUGAAAGCUAUACUCCAAGCAAGAUCUCAGUCAGAGUAGGAAAUAAUUUUCACAAUCUUCAAGAAAUUCGGCAACUGGAAUUGGUGGAACCAAGUGGCUGGAUUCACGUUCCCUUAACUGAUAAUCAUAAGAAGCCAACUCGCACAUUCAUGAUACAGAUUGCUGUUCUAGCCAAUCACCAGAAUGGAAGAGACACCCACAUGAGACAAAUUAAAAUAUACACACCAGUGGAAGAGAGCUCCAUUGGUAAAUUUCCUAGAUGUACAACUAUUGAUUUCAUGAUGUAUCGUUCAAUAAGGUGACUUUAAAGUGGAAUACAAGUCAUUAAACGUGUCUUUGUUUUAUCUUGUUAUUAAAUAUUAUAUCAGGUAUCUUUAUUGAAAAAAGCGUCAGUUAUUUUGCAGUUUUGUAUACCUUUAAAAGUAUUUUAUUGUAACUUUGAUAAAUAAAUAAAUUUGGGUCAUAUUAUCUCUAUUUUCUUUAACAUAUAAAAAAGCUCACAUAUUUUACAUUA